Messenger RNA from Bombus pyrosoma, 2397 nucleotides. RefSeq names its product nuclear RNA export factor 1-like. The coding region runs from base 439 to 2385 and encodes 648 amino acids. Gene Ontology annotation, biological process: poly(A)+ mRNA export from nucleus. The record is from RefSeq and is a predicted model, not a curated record. Gene Ontology annotation, cellular component: cytoplasm; nucleus. Gene Ontology annotation, molecular function: protein binding; RNA binding. The transcript is spliced from 10 exons. NCBI's taxonomy places the organism in Eukaryota, Metazoa, Arthropoda, Insecta, Hymenoptera, Apidae.
CUAUAUGACAAUUAUCUUUCCGUCGUAAUUCAUAACUAUAAUCUGAACAGAUGCACAAGAUAUUCUUAAAUUUUAAUAUUUUGUAUUUUCGCGCGCUUUUUAUCAUUGAUCUGAAGUAAAUUACAUCUUCCUUGCUGACCCGCCAUUUUAUUUCCGCUUUGUGGUAAUGAAGCCGAGUUGUGUGCAAGCCGUUUCGUGAGCUGUAGUAUAUUUUUGCUCUUUGUUAAAACGGGUCAAGUACAGAGGAAAAUACGUUGAAGCUACCAUUUUUACCAACAUAUUAUCAUUGUUGUUACUAUAGAUAUAACAUAUAUAAUUUGAUUAAGUGUACAAAAGGAUUAUUUAUGUCUUAAUGUUUCUAUAACUAUCGAAAUUUGCAAUGAUCGUUGCACUUUGUUUGUGAUCUUUUGUGUUUUUGUGUUACCUAAUUCGUAAAAGAUGCCGAAAAAAUCAAAUAAACCGCAAUGGGGUGGCCGAGGUGGAAGACCUGGGAAUUUUGAUGAAAAACACUAUUUUGGACACGAUGACCGUGUACCCAGAAAUGACAGAGGUUCAUAUCUUGGUAAUAGGCCUAGAGUAUCAUUCAAAACACAAGCAAGACCAACAAGGGAUGUGCCUAGAAGUCUAACAUUAGCAUGCUUAGAUGAAGAUGUACAAAUGGCAACAAGUUCCAAUAAUAAUAAUAAUAAUAGGCAAGUUAUUAUGACAGGAAGAAAUAGAAGGACGCAACGUGGAAGAAAUAGUCCUGUGCCUCAUAGAAGAUAUAGGACUAGUUUAGUUCCUAGACCUAAGCGAUUUCCUAUGGGAGAUACUAAUUGGUAUAAAAUUACUAUACCAUAUGGACAGAAAUAUGAUAAAGAUUAUAUAAUAAAUAAUCUUCUUAGUUAUAUAGCGCCAGAAACUUUUGUUCCAAUAAUGUAUCGGGUUUUUGGAAAUGAAGCCAAUUUUUAUGUAGAUGAUGAGAAAAUAGCAGUUGCGUUACUUGAUUGUGAUCGUAAAAUUACAACUACUGAUGGAUACAAAUUAUUAGUAAGAGUCUCAAAAUCACCGUUUCCUCAGUGUGAAAUUGAUGCCAAACUGAAAGAAAGAUUGAAACAAGCUAUGGCUAAACGAUAUACGCAUGCUACAAAUGCACUAGACUUAUCAAGGUUUCACAGAGAUCCAGAUCUUGUUUCCGACUACUUUUGUGCACUAUUCCAACCUGCAAUAUUGAAAGCAGUGUUAGACAUUGUAUCAGAAUACAUACCAGAUUUAGAGGCAUUAAAUUUUGAUGGAAAUAAGUUGCAGACAAUCCAAAAUUUAAAUAUUCUGAAUAGAAAAUUUUUAAAGUUAAAGAUAUUGUAUAUUGGAGAUAAUAGGAUAAAAGAUAUUAAUCAAUUGGAUAUUAUCAAAGAUCUGAAAUUGGAGGAGCUUAAAUUGGCAGGGAACCCUAUAUGCAACAAAUAUAAAUCUCGACAAAGUGACUACAUUAGCGACGUGCGGAAAAGGUUUCCUAAACUCCUGCGACUGGAUGGUAUGGAUCUCCCGAAGCCAAUCUUAUUCGAUGUAGUGGACGAAGGAAACAAAAUACCCCCUUCUCAGAGGAUGUUUGUUGCAAAUACAAAAGCACAGGAAGUUGCUAGUCAAUUUCUACAGCAAUACUUUCUCAUAUUUGAUAGUGAGAAUCGCCAACCAUUGCUAGAUGCGUAUGUCGAACAUGCGUGUUUUAGCAUGACUGUGUCUUAUCCUCCUCACUAUACUAACAAAUUAAAUGGAUACCUAAUGGAAAAUAGAAACCUAAUGGAAAACAAGAACCUAAUGGACAAUAGAAACCUGUACAGAAUAAACGAUACAAACAGAAGGCAGAAGUUAUUAAAACAUGGUCGUUUGCCCGUAGUUUCAUUUAUUUCUGAAAUGCCGCAAACUUCCCACUAUCUGAAUACAUUCACAAUGGACAUCAGCCUGAUUACAGAUGGAAUAAUGUUGACUACAGUCACUGGACUGUUCAAAGAGCUUGACAAGAAAGAACAGCCUAUUCGUUACUUUAAUCGAACCUUUAUAAUAGUACCGGAAGGAAAUGGUUACUGUAUUCGAAAUGAACAACUACAUAUCAGUCAACCGACAGACGCACAACUAAAACAAUUGAAUAGUCAACCACAAGCGCAAAUGACAGAUCCAGGAUCACAGACUCCUUCGAUUAGCGGUAAUGAAAAAUCAUUAACGGUUCAGUUACCCGAAGACGUAAAACAACAAAUGACGAUGACGCUCAGCCAACAAACAAACAUGAACUUGGAAUGGAGUUUAAAGUGUUUAGAAGAAGUAUCAUGGAAUUAUGACAAUGCGCUUUCAGCGUUUCAAGAAUUUUACAAGCGGGGACAAGUACCAGCGGAAGCAUUUAAUAAAUAAGAAUAUAAUACA